AUGAUAAACGUGUUCAGACCCCUGUUUGCGGACCCUACCUCGAGCAUCCCGGCAUAUCGCUUCGAGACCUCCGAAUCUCUUACGAGGGAUGUCCACAUCAAAGCAAUCCACUCUCACAACGACUACUGGAGAAAGAGACCACUCUUGGAUGCCUUGCUGUGGGGUGUUGUAAGUGUUGAAGGAGACAUUUGGCACUUUAAUGAAACUUACACUGUGAGUGAUACAGUUACGGAGACCACUCAGGAAUUCAAAAACAGUGAAAUCUACGUGGGCCACAACCAGGUGUAUUUGGCUCCUCAAAACACUCUCAACCUGCUAUACCUCGAUCCGCUUUAUUAUUUUCUUGGAGGGGCGAAUAAGGAGUUCUCUGUUCCCAUCCUUGAGAAGUUCGACUCGAAGUUCUCUGUGUUUUAUGACGCCCCGGAAGUUCCGUUGUUCUUCUGGCUAGACUUGAAGACAGAGGGCCAUGAGCUCUACGACAAGUUGAAGCCGUACCUUGAUAGAUUCAUCAAGAAGAACUACUUGGCAAGAUAUGAUAGCGCUAAUAACAAGCACCUUGACGGUCCCAUCGUGCUCACUUUGACAGGAGACGUUCCUUGGGACAUGAUUGACCAGGAACUGCAAUCGGGUCAGACACGCUACGUCUACGCCGACUGUCCCUUGCAGAACUUUUCUGACGACACUUCCGACGAGGACUGGAAGCGGUACGAGCGUUCGUGCAAACUCGCAAGUGCAUCGCUACAGCAAUUGCUCGGAGAAGAUCUCUACAAACUGGCAGUUCGUGGAGAUUUGAAAGAGGCACACCAAAACAAACUCAAACUGUACUUUGACAAAGCUCAUGAACACAAUAUCAAAACAAGAAUAUGGGGCGGCGUCGACUGGCCCAUUUACGUGAGAGACUCGCACUGGAAGACGCUCUGGAGCCUUGGGUGUGAUUUAAUCAACGCUGACGACCUCAAGGCCGCAGCGACGCUCUUUUAA
Candidozyma auris is the source of this 981-nucleotide messenger RNA. RefSeq lists its product as uncharacterized. The transcript has a single exon. Bases 1 to 981 code for a protein of 326 amino acids. The record is from RefSeq and is a predicted model, not a curated record. Gene Ontology annotation, molecular function: phosphoric diester hydrolase activity. NCBI's taxonomy places the organism in Eukaryota, Fungi, Ascomycota, Pichiomycetes, Serinales, Metschnikowiaceae. Gene Ontology annotation, biological process: lipid metabolic process.